Diorhabda carinulata is the source of this 10655-nucleotide messenger RNA. RefSeq names its product inositol hexakisphosphate and diphosphoinositol-pentakisphosphate kinase 2. Gene Ontology annotation, cellular component: cytosol. Gene Ontology annotation, molecular function: inositol hexakisphosphate kinase activity; diphosphoinositol pentakisphosphate kinase activity; 5-diphosphoinositol pentakisphosphate 1-kinase activity. Gene Ontology annotation, biological process: inositol phosphate biosynthetic process; inositol metabolic process. The transcript has 23 exons. The coding region runs from base 377 to 6295 and encodes 1972 amino acids. The record is from RefSeq and is a predicted model, not a curated record. NCBI's taxonomy places the organism in Eukaryota, Metazoa, Arthropoda, Insecta, Coleoptera, Chrysomelidae.
UAUAGUUCGAUGGUUAAAGUAAUAUGUUAAAAGGGUUGCCUGCCAUGAAAAUACAAUUAUAGUGUUGGGGCCCUAGUGCCAAGAAAUACAGUAUUUUGUAUUUUAUGUAAUGGAUAAAUAAUUAAAAAUGUAAAAUCAAAUUCUCCACAUUUUAUUAUUUGUUCAGUUUUAUUACAUAUUUAAAAAUAGUGUCACUAUAAUCAAUAUUUGUAGACCUGCUCGAUAACUGGUUCAACAUUAGGAUAUGUAGGCAUGUUUUCCCGUAAUCAUGUCUUAUACAGAACUAGAACAUGGGUAUCAAGGUUUACGUAAAGCAACUCGACCUGCACAUUUCUAUGUAGGAGCAGUUUCUGUUAUCUAAUGGAAUCAGUUAGUCAUGGAAAGAUUCGUGCCUUCAGUUAUUAUAGAAGAUUUUGAUGAUCCAGUGCAUAUUUCUUCCCACUGGCAUGGGGGGGACAUAGAAUUAUGCGAUUCAAGCGAUAUAAGUAUAAGCCCUCAAGACAUGGAGGAAGAUGUAGGAAAGGUAGUUAUUGUUGGGGUAUGCGCAAUGGAAAAGAAGACACAAAGUAAACCGAUGAAAGAAAUCCUAACGAGGUUACAAGAAUUUGAAUAUAUUAAGGUGAUCGUUUUCGAGGAGGAAGUAAUUUUACAGAAACCAGUAGAUGAGUGGCCGGUUUGUGACUGUCUGAUAUCAUUUCAUUCCAAAGGAUUUCCAUUAGAUAAGGCCAUACAGUAUGCUCAAUUACAUAAUCCAUAUGUUAUUAAUAAUUUACACAUGCAAUAUGAUAUACAGGAUAGAAGAAAAGUUUAUGCUACUUUGGACGGGGAGGGUAUUGAAAUUCCUCGUUAUGCAGUUUUAGAUAGAGAUAGUCUAGAUCCAAAACAUCAUGAAUUAGUUGAAUCAGAAGAUCAUGUUGAGGUUAAUGGUGUCAUUUUUAAUAAGCCUUUUGUUGAAAAACCCGUUUCUGCGGAAGAUCAUAAUAUUUAUAUAUAUUACCCUACUUCGGCUGGUGGAGGAAGUCAAAGAUUGUUUAGAAAAAUUGGUAGUCGCAGCAGUGUCUAUUCUCCUGAAUCCAGAGUCAGAAAAACAGGUAGUUUCAUCUAUGAAGAUUUUAUGCCUACAGAUGGGACAGAUGUAAAGGUGUAUACUGUUGGUCCGGAUUAUGCUCACGCAGAAGCGCGCAAGUCUCCUGCGUUGGAUGGAAAAGUAGAAAGGGAUCGUGAUGGAAAAGAAAUCCGUUAUCCUGUCAUACUAAGUAACGCCGAAAAACUUAUAUCGCGCAAAGUGUGUUUGGCAUUCAAACAGGCUGUUUGCGGUUUCGAUCUUUUACGAGCUAACGGUAAAUCGUUUGUAUGUGACGUUAACGGAUUUAGUUUUGUUAAAAAUUCAAACAAGUAUUAUGAUGACUGUGCUCGAAUUCUGGGUAACAUGAUCUUAAGGGAAUUAGCUCCUACUCUACAUAUACCCUGGUCUGUACCAUUUCAACUGGACGAUCCUCCUAUAGUGCCGACUACGUUCGGUAAAAUGAUGGAGCUGAGGUGUGUCGUUGCUGUUAUAAGACACGGUGAUAGAACGCCAAAACAAAAGAUGAAAGUUGAAGUUCGUCAUCCCAAGUUUUUUGAAAUAUUCGAAAAAUACGAUGGUUAUAAACAUGGCCAUGUGAAAUUGAAGAGACCAAAACAGUUGCAAGAAAUUUUAGAUAUAGCAAGAUCACUGCUCACUGAAAUACAACUACAUGAAGCUGAUCCGGAAAUAGAAGAGAAACAAGGCAAAUUAGAACAGCUAAAAGCCGUUUUAGAAAUGUACGGUCAUUUUUCUGGUAUAAACAGAAAAGUUCAAAUGAAAUAUCAGCCUAAGGGUAGGCCAAGAGGUUCAAGCUCUGAUGAUGUAGAUAAGCCAGUCGAACCGUCAUUGGUGUUAAUUCUGAAAUGGGGUGGUGAAUUAACACCUGCUGGUAGGAUUCAAGCAGAAGAACUUGGUAGAAUAUUCCGUUGCAUGUAUCCUGGUGGACAAGGUAGACAUCUGGCUGGCGAAUAUGCUGGUGCUCAAGGCUUAGGUCUUCUACGUUUACAUUCAACAUUUCGGCAUGAUCUUAAAAUUUAUGCCUCUGAUGAGGGCAGAGUGCAGAUGACGGCAGCAGCAUUUGCCAAAGGUUUAUUAGCUUUAGAAGGAGAACUGACUCCUAUUUUAGUACAAAUGGUUAAAAGUGCUAAUACAAAUGGACUAUUAGAUAAUGACUGUGAUAGUAGCAAGUAUCAAAAUAUGUGUAAAGCUCGUUUGCACGAACUAAUGCAGAUCGAUCGUGAAUUUACUCAAGAGGACAAAGAAAAGAUUAAUCCAUGUAACUCAACUAGUAUUGCAGAUGCUCUGGAAUUUGUGAAGAAUCCUGUAAAGUGCUGUAAGCAUGUACAAGAAUUGAUUAAAAAUUUGUUAGAAAUCGUUCAAGCAAAAAAAGAAGAUGCAAAAAGUAAGGAAGUUGUUUUGUAUCAUGGAGAAACUUGGGAAUUAAUGGGUAGGAGAUGGGGAAAAAUAGAAAAGGACUUUUUCACUAAAAAUAAAACAUUUGACAUUAGCAAAAUUCCCGACAUAUACGACUGUAUAAAAUAUGAUUUACAACACAAUCAGCAUACCUUACAAUUUGAACAGGCUGAAGAGUUGUAUACUUAUGCCAAAUAUCUAGCGGAUAUUGUUAUACCUCAGAAAAAGGAAUAUGGCCUAACAGCCCAAGAGAAAUUAACCAUCGGACAAGGUAUCUGCACACCUUUAUUGAAGAAAAUUAAAGCUGAUCUUCAAAGGAACAUAGAAGAAUCGGGAGAAGAAACUGUUAAUAGAUUGAAUCCAAGAUAUUCCCAUGGCGUUUCCAGUCCUGGUAGACAUGUUAGAACAAGAUUAUAUUUUACAAGUGAAAGUCACAUCCAUUCUUUGAUAACUGUCCUUCGACAUGGAGGUUUAGUAGAUGUACAAAAGGACGAACAAUGGAGAAGAGCCAUGGACUAUGUUUCGUGUGUCUCUGAAUUGAAUUAUAUGUCGCAGAUAGUUAUAAUGCUUUACGAAGACCCCACUAAAGAUCCUUGUAGUGAAGAAAGGUUCCACAUAGAAUUACAUUUCAGUCCAGGAGUAAAUUGCUGUGUGCAGAAAAAUUUACCUCCAGGUCCUGGAUUUAGACCGCAUUCAAGGAAUGAAUCAGCCACUAGUAAAAAUAGCAGCCUGAACACUUCUGAAACUGCAACUCCCGAUGAUGCAAAAAGUAGAUGUUCACCGAGAAUUGACGAAGAAGCAGAAAUAGCCAUUGAAGAAGAAAAAUAUAUAUUGCAUUCGCCAAAAGGACCAGAUUCGCCUACAAAUAAAGAGUUAUCGCCACCAUUUUCAGAAGAUAUAAUGUACAGGGGUCGAUCAAAAAUUAGUGAUCCAAUUCCAAUUGGGAAUUCACAUACAGUGAGUGGACAUGAAGCAAUGCAUUUAGCCAAACGUCUUAAUGAAGAAUUAGCGAAUCAAGCAGCUCAACAAGGUAGCCGUAGUUACGCCCUUAACCGAGCGACCAGCCCCGAAUUAGAUCAGCAAAGAUCAAGAAGUUAUGAUCACAAAAGUCCUCACAAAGGUAAAGACUCGUCUCAUGAUACUGAACUUUCCAUUACACCCACUAAUAACCCUACUCCUUCAAUAAAUGUCCCCAUCUGGAAAUAUAAUUUAGUACCGUCACAACUGACCGUCGAAAAAAACCAAUUGAGCCCAAUAUCGGGUUCAGUUGAUUUCGAUUAUAUAAGCGAUUUAGAAUCGACUUUUCCCAUUGGAAAAAAUACUUGUGGCUCUUUGCCUGUAGAUAAAAUUGGGGGUUUUGGCAAAUGUAGUUCUACAAACGAAUUACCGCUUACAGAACUUAACUUGGCUUUGUUCACUUCCAAAAUGGAUAAUAAAAGUUCGUGUGUAAUGAGUACAAACGAACUACCAUUAUCUUCGCUCACGUUUUCAAGUAGAUCUUGCGCGUUGUCUAGACAGAAUACUAUAGAUAGUCAAAAUGAUGAUUUAUCCAUGGAAGUGAACUGGGACGUUGAUAUUAAAGAUAUCGAUGAAAAACCGAAAACGCGAAGACAAAGAUCUUUCUCCGAUCCAAACAUCUUAGAAAGAGAAUGGGUAGAUCACUCGGAUAAAAGUUUUGUUAUGAAAAAAUAUAGAGAAAGCAUGUCGAACGAAGAACGCACGUCAAAUUUAUCUCCACCCGAAAGUUAUCCUUGCCCUCCAUUCAGUUCUUAUCCAGAGUAUGAUCCUGAGAGUACUUGUCUGCUUUGUAUCAACCCUCGCACUACACCUCAUCUUCUCUCAUUCUUUACUUCGCCCCCAACGAGGCCAAGCACCUCUCGAUCGCUAUCUCAUCCCACCCCUUGUGUGUCUCCUUGCAUGUCCAAUGCAGACUGUGGUCAGAACGUCGUCAAACGCCACCGACACAGCAUUGCCGGGCAGAUGAGCUAUUACAAGAUGCUAGGGUUCGGGUGUGGAGGGCCCAUGGGCUUAAAGAAACUCGUCGGAGGUAGUACCAAUUCAUUAUUCUCCACCGCCAUCAUUUCCGGUAGUUCCAGCGCACCCAAUCUACGAGAUGUGAUUACGAAUUCAAGUAAUGCUACAGCAAUAGACGGUUUCGGAGGAGUACCAUCUAUUAGACCAUUGGAAACAUUACACAAUGCAUUAUCUUUGAAACAGUUGGAUGCAUUUUUGGACAGAAUGAUUACUGCACCUAUAUUUAAAACGCCAUCAUCUACGCCACCUAAAUAUCCGUCCACCCCGAUACCAACGCCUACAAAUGGAGGCUCUUCUUGUGGACUCUCGUUGGAUAAGUCUCGUCCUCUCAAAUUGCAAUCGCCCUGCAACAGUGUUGGUUGGAGUGGGCCGCCUAGUUUGAUGUCCAGUAGUGGUCCUUCCUCUCCAGGUUAUUCUGACAGCAAUUCUAAAGGAAGUAGCAGUGAAAUGUCGUCCAGCAUUGUCAGCGCCGAUGGGAUCACUGUGGAUAAUUUUAACAAAAUUUUUCCUACUGCACCUGGACUCGACCAAGAUUUGGGAAGUGUUGGGAUGCUGUUAGAUUCAUUUGAUAAAGACAUGUCAGAAUCUCUUGAUUUGUCGGAUUACUAUUCCGGUAGUAAUAAACCAAAAGGUUCCGAAAGUGGAGAUAUCACGCCGGUAUCUGGAUCUGAAGUAGAUUUCAAUGUUAAUGAUAUAACAAUGGGUUCAAAUGCAGACUGUGAUAUAACGGUAACAGAAGAUAUCGAAGGUAUAUCCAUCGCAGGUGACGAGAAUCAAAUAGAUCCCAAUGAAACAUUAACAAGUGCACGAAUUCAUUCAUUGACAAAUAUUUUUAAUGCUUCCGUCAAUUCUUCUCGAGCCAUUGAUAUAAACAAUAUAUGCCAAUCUAAUAUUGAAAGUCCAAAAUUGGUUUCUCCGCCAGCUACAAAUUUGAACAUUUAUACAAAUGUUUUGAAUGCCGAACUAUUUGGAUUGAGACACGUUGAAAAUUCUGAUAGACUCCAACCUUCGACAAGUAGAAUCAUAAAUGAAUUCAAUAAGGACGAUUUAAAAACAGUUCUUAAAACAUCUAAUGUAUUUGAUAAGGAUAUUCCAAGCGUUUCAAAAAAUUUAUCUAAUUCAGUUUCCCAUAAGUGGUCUACGUCUAAAGAAAAGUUUCUUGAAAAUAACUUCACCAAAACUGAUAAUAUAGAUUUCGGAAAAAAUUUGAAUGUGAGCGCUGAUAAAAAAGUAGAAAAAGAAUACGAACUUACCAAAUUGAAACCUGGAGCUGUUGUUAUUAAGGAAAAAUAUAUAGAACCCUUGAAAAUAUCCAGAGUAUCCAAGAGUUUUCAUGGAAAAUCUCCAACUGCUACCAGUUAUUUAGAUGUUAGUAAUGCUCAACGCAGAGCUAGUGAUAGUCCAGUUGCUACAGCUUCAAAUAUAACUUUUUUCUCGCAAACUAACAAGCCGGAGAGUGAUUUAGAAAUGAAAAAAUCGAUUAUCCGGUUAAAAUCUUUAGAUAAUACUAUGACGCAAACCAGAAGCCAUCGGAGCGUCGAAAUAAGUAAAUCAGCAUCAGAGUUAAACCAAGCGAUGACUAAAACUCAACGAUUCACAACAACAAGAGUAGAUGAAGCCGAACAUGCUGCUUCAAUUGCUAAAAAUAUAUCUAAAACCAGCACCGAGAACGAAUCAACGUGUCCACCCCCUUUUAAGGAUAAUAUAAAAUGUUUAGACAAUACAAGAAAUAAAACUACACAUUCAGAAGAAAGUAGAGAUAAUGAAACUAAACUAGAAUAAUUUUCAAGUAUUCUUGUAGGUAUUCGGUGACGCCAAUUAGUGAAUAAAUUGCAAAUAUUGAUUUGUUCUUCAUGUUGUAUGUCAUUAAUUAUUUCUACUACAUGAAAUACAUCUUCUAAGUAUUAUUGUUUUCAACGAACUCUUUUAAAUUAUUUGAAGUUGAUAUCUCACCAUCUUAAUUAUUACCCCUUUUUAAUUUUGGGUAUACGUGUUAAGUUGACUUCAAUUCUGAUUCAUUUUAUAAUUUUCUUCAUUAUUUUCCAUUUUGCUUAUUUAUUAUCAAUCUUAACUUAUUCAUUAUUUGUAUGUAAUCCAACCAUCCAAGCCCUUUAGAUCCAUUCCUUUUUCAAGAUAUCAUUCCAUUUUGUUCUUCCAAAGGGUUUCCGCAAAAAAACAGAAAAUUUAACUUCAACUUCUGUUUUAAUGAUUCACCACAAAGUGUUGAUAUUGGCUUAGCUACUUUAGUGAUUAUUUCUGCUUUUAUUUUGUUUGAUGCUAUUUUUUUAAUCUUUCUAUUUUCUCAAUUUGAACAUCUAAAAUUAAUUGAAAGUUUGUCUUGUCUUUACAUUUAUUUCUCCUUCUAUGAGAUCAAUAAUUUUUAUAAUCUCUAUAUUGAUCUCCAAUCCUCCACGUUCUUUGUAAACUCCGUUUAUUAUUUUCUUGCCCUUCACAUCAAUUUGUUAUAAUUACAUUUCAACAAAAUAUUAUUACAGCCUUAUCCUAAUAUUACUUUCUUUCAUAUUCUCUUAUUUUUUUUUUAUAAUUUAGUCAUUUUAUAAAACAUGAAUAAUUUUCUGAAAAUUCUAUGUAUAUUGUGCAUAAGAUACUCGAUGAAUGAAGAAAGUAAUCUUCAAUUUAGAUUCGUAUUAUUUUUCAUAUAGGGGAAGUCGAGGCAAAGUGUCCACCAUAAUAGAAAUCUGCUCCAAGUCAAGUCUAAACAAAAGAAAAUUCAAUUCAUUUGCACAUAAUGCUUACUUGAAGAACAAGCGACAGUUUUGAAAUAUAUUUUGGUAAAACACAAAAGUUAUUGUCAAAUUUUAAUAAGGAACAUAACCUCUAAGCUUCUUAAUAACAAAAGAAACAUAUAAAGUACAAAAUGCUUACUUUAAAAUAUAAAGAAAAAACAUAUUCUGUAAAGCUAGAAAAAAACACCUUAAAAAACUGAAAAAGAAAACUACCGCAAAUGAAAAAAAUAUCGAAAACUCUGCCUCUAACUUGUCGAAUAAUUUAAAGAUGUAGUUAAAACACUUUUACUUUUCCAUGUCUUUGUAAUUCUACUUUCACUUUUCUCAAAAUUUCUUCGCUAAUUACCUCACUGACAUCUUCUGCCUCCGGAAAAACAAGAAUAUCUUUCGACUGGCGGUAUUGCCUCAAACAUGAAACGAACCCUUUUGAAUUCGAGUCUUUUUUGAUAUUUGUUACUUUAGAGCAACAAAUUGCUUUGUUGUCAUCUUGUCAGAUGUCAGCUAAGUCAGUAUAAAAUCAUUGACAUUAAGAUGUUCCAUAUCAAUUUUUUCUACAUUAAAAUUUUUUGUUUUCGGAUAAUAAUCGAAAUCACAACCAGAGUCAUUAGAAUCAGCUAGCUCAACUUCAGUUAAAGUGUCUAAUGAUGAGUCCGAAUAGAUUUUUAAUUCCUUUUUGAUCUUUUUUGACAUUGAUAAAUUUCUUUUUACAAUUUGUUUUUUCUUUCUUGGUAUCUUUAUUGUUGUGGCUUGUUUGAAAUCCUCAUAAUUCGGUGUCGAGGUUAGGAUCAUAGUUUUCCCCCUUUUUAUAUUUCGUUUUGGAGCUUUUGAUGCACUAAUUUUCGGUAAAGGUAGUAUACCUUCGGGGGAAAAAUAUAAUUUCUCAUUUGCGCUAGGAACCGCGUUCUCAAGCAAAGGUGGGGAUGAAGUUCUAGCUGUGGAGGUAUUUGGUUGUGGUGAUUGACUUACUAAUUCUACCGUAUUUUGGAUGGUAUUAAUCUUUUGACAAGUUUCUGAACAUUCUUCAAUUGGUGGUUUUUCUGUAACUUCUGCCGAUUUAAAUAAACUUUCCGGAAAAUAUCGGGGUUAUAGGGAUAAAUUCCAGUGGCUUUAAAGCCAUUAAUAGCAUUUUGUACAGUUGCAGCACGUUUAAAAGCAUUGCCAGAAAGUUCCCCAACUUGAUAUAACGUUAUGGCUUUUCCAGGGUAAUUAAUAAGCUAUUUUUUGUUUCUUGUUCGUAAUAAAUAUUCAGUGGAAACAUAAAGGAUACAUCCAAAGGUUGUAUUCGGUGAGAUUGAGGUGGUAUUACGAGUAGAUGGACAUUAUUCUCCCUUGCUUUUUCAACCAAUGUCGAAUUUUUAGUGUGGGUCUUCCUUCGUUGACUUAACAUACUUUAGGAAAUGAUCAAACCAAAAAUCAGCAAAUAUACUACUUUGCAACCAUCCUGAUGGAUGAUAUUCAACAAUAGAUUCUGGGGACAGCCCUUGCUCAAGAGCUGGACAUUUCCUUACUCUUACUUAUCAAUAGAUAGGGAAUAUAAUAUCCGGAAGCAUUGAAGCAAAUUUCUGCAGUGGUUAAUGUUCCUCUUUCAGCUGAAAAAAAGAUACCCACUUGUUUUUUCCCUUUACAUGAAAAAAUUUGGCUGGGCCUAUUGGGAACCGUUGAAACCCCUGUUUCGUCGCAGUUAAAUAUCCUACUGGGUGGAAAUUUAUGUUUUUCAAAUAAUUCCCUCAAUAGCUUAAGAAAUGAUUGUGUAUUAUACUUAUUAAAAGACGAGGCUCUUGCUAUUGAAUUGUAUUCUGACAACCUCAAAGAAAUAUUUUGAUUUCUUUUUAAAAACCCGUAGAUCCAAUAACGCCCAGCAAGACCUUUUUCCUGGUUGAAAUUAUGAGGGAUUUUAUUUUUUCGGCGAACUGGAAUGCAAGGUGUCGUAGUUCUCUAGUUCCAAGCCCAAAAAGCCUACUCUCCAUGUGUAAGACAAUAUCGACAAGUUCCUUCUCUUGUUCACUAGAGAAAACAGGUUUAAAUCGGCCGAAUAUUUUUUGAAGCUUCGUGGGAGUCCUCAUUUGAAUUGAUUCUUCUCCGAAGUGUUGUCAAAGGAACUUCAUAUUGAGUUACAGCUUUUUUUCUACUCAAAAUAUUAUUUCUGACAUCCUGUAUGGCCGCUAUCAUACUUUCUUCCGACCAAGCAUGUUGCUGCGUUUUGCGCUUAUAGUUUCUCCCCAUUGUUAAACAAUUUUUGAUUCUUUGGGGAAAAGUUAUGGCCACUUUACCUCACAACUAAAAAACCACUUUGCCCCCCAAUGUAAUCCAAUAUAAAAACUAAGUUAACAAAAAACACGUAGUAUUAGUUUCAUUUUCUGUAGGUUAACUUUAAUUUACAAUACAUUAGGCCGUAUAAAAAAAUAAAAUACUUGAAAAAUUAAUUUUAGACUAGGCUGAAAUGCUUACGAACUUACAUCUAAAUUUUACAAGCACGUGCCAAAAAAACUUUGAAAGGUCAAAUAAACAAACAUAUUCAUAUGACGACUGUUGACUACAUACUGAUUAGUUUAGGACGCUAAAGAGAACCGUUGCAUGACAUAGUGCUCAUAGAUGUCGCUGGGAAAUAUUAUUAAAAGCCACUUUGCCCCGACUUCCCUUACUCAGCAGUGUAAAAUGGAAAUUUGUUCAUAUCUAAAUAAAAAAUACUAGUAUGUGGGCUUUCUUAGUAGUAAGAAAUUUUGUUUUAAAUAAUCAAACAAUAAAACUACGUUUAUAUUUUAAUGUAACAUGUUUAGCAUUUAGCACUUUGAGUUCCAUCCAGUUUUUAUCCUAUAAUAUAUAUUAUUUUCUAUUAAAAAUUGCAGUUUUUUAAAACCAGUCCAAUGACUUCCUCAUAUACAAAACGAAGAUAUGGAGCGAUUAGAGUGAUUUUAAAUUAUUUUUAUUAGAAAACAAUUCCAAUUAAAUGAUGUCUCCAAAGUAAUUCAAAUAAAAGCAGAGUUGGAACUCGGGGACAGGGAUAUCCUUCAGUUGAUUGGUUACAAGUAUUUGACCACCUAAAAUUACGUUCCUUCACAUGUUUUAAUAUAGGGAAGAGGGAAUCACUACUCAUAUUCAAUUGAUGAGCCAAUAUCUUUUGAACUCAAAUUUUAUUGAUAUUUUCAUGAAUUCUUGCCAUUGGAGGCUUUUGACAAACGCCUCUCUGAAGGCCUACUGAAGUUUCUGUAGCAGUGCGCCUAAAUAACGGGAAUAAUUCUAAAUGUUUCACUGUAAACUCGCGUUUUUGUUUUAUUCAUUUCAUAUUUUAUUAAUCAGUUGAGUCAACAAGGAAAACAUUUAAAUCGUGAAAUCCCUGGAAGCCACAAGAUUUAAAAAAAAAAUUUACAAAGAAUUCGCUCUUGGUUUCCAAAGUA